Molecule: messenger RNA, 2332 nt
Organism: Haplochromis burtoni (Burton's mouthbrooder)
Lineage: Eukaryota; Metazoa; Chordata; Actinopteri; Cichliformes; Cichlidae
Gene: racgap1
Product: Rac GTPase activating protein 1
Exons: 17
Coding region: 175-2079 (634 amino acids)
Biological process (GO): signal transduction
Source: RefSeq, a predicted model, not a curated record
AUUUGAAAUGCAACCCGCUCAGUGUGGCAGUAGCUGCCGAAGGAUGUGGACAAAGGUUCGAAAAGCUAACAGCUAAAAAAAAGGAAACGGAAAAAGAGCAGUGUGGUGGCUAAAUAUCACCGAAAGGCUUUUUUGUACAACGCCUCUCCAGAGGGCCUUAAAUUGUAAGACACCAUGGAGACUGCGGUGCUGAACCUCCAGAGCUUAUAUGAAAGGAUGAGGACGCAAGUUGACCUUCUCAGUGAGAACAUUGAACCCAACUUUAUUCAGAUGGCACAAAACUUUGAUGACUGCCGUCGCAAAUGGCUAAAGACUGAGCAUGAACUGGGGUCAUGCAAAGAGAUGCUGAGAAAAACGGAGACUGAGAGGGGAGCCUUGGAGGUCAAACUGAAGCAUGCCCGCAACCAGGUAGACGUGGAGAUACGGCGCAGACAAAAGGCUGAGGCAGACUGUGAGACACUGGACCGUCAAAUUCAGUUGAUCCGGGACCUCUUGACCUGUGAGGGAUCCAGUAACAGCAUCCAGUUGAGUGCAGAACAGCGCUCAGCUCUGGCUUUCCUGAACACAAACUGUCAAGCAACAACCAACCUUAAUACCAGCCGGAGACUGAUGACCAUAGAUGAAUCAGGCUCCAUCUUGUCAGAUAUCAGCUAUGACAAAACAGAUGACUCUCUUGAUUGGGAUUCCUCCACUGUGAGGACAGUGCGACUCAAGAAACGAGAAAAAAGGCGCUCCUCGAGAAAUCAUGUUGAUGGUCCUCCAGUUGCCUCCAAAAGGUCUCGAUCAACAGGAAAAACUUCAGAGAUGGGAAAUGAGGCCAUUGUGACAAAGACCACAGUGACUGUUCCUGCAAAUGGAGGAUCUGUUGAGGCGGUUUCUACCAUUGAGACUGUUCCAUACUGGACCCGCAGCAGGAGAAAGACUGCUGCUAUGGAAUGGGACUCUGAAUCUGUCAAGUCUGAAGAUGUCUUCAAGCAGCCUGCCAACCCUGAGCUAGAGAUGAAAGCUGCGCCUAGUACUCCACAAAGCAAUGGAGGCGUCCGCCUUCAUGAGUUCGUCUCCAAAACUGUCAUUAAGCCUGAAUCCUGUGUGCCCUGCGGAAAGAGGAUCAAGUUUGGCAAGAUUUCACUGAAGUGCAGGGACUGCAGGGUGGUCUCGCACCCCGAGUGUCGUGAGCGCUGCCCUCUACCAUGCAUCCCCAACCUGGGUGGCACACCAGUCAAAAUUGGGGAGGGUGUUCUCGCAGACUACGUCCCAGACACAUCACCCAUGAUCCCUCCCAUUGUGGUCCACUGUAUCAGUGAGAUCGAGCAAAGGGGACUGCAUGAAGCUGGACUGUACCGUCUUUCUGGUGCUGAGCGCACUGUGAAGGAGCUGAAGGAAAAGUUUCUCCGUAGCAAAACUGUUCCUGUGCUCAGUAAGGUGGAUGAUAUCCAUGCCGUCACUGGCCUCCUCAAGGACUUUUUGAGGAACCUUAAGGAGCCUCUUCUCACCUUCCGCCUCAACCGUUCCUUCAUGGACGCAGCUGAGAUUUCAGAUGACGACAACAGCAUAGCUCUGAUGUACCAAACCAUUGGUGACCUGCCACAGCCCAACAGAGACACGCUGGCUUUCGUAAUCCUUCACCUUCAGAGAGUUGCUGACAGUUUGGACACCAAGAUGGACAUCAGUAACCUGUCCCGAGUUUUUGGUCCAACAAUUGUGGGACACGCAGUUCCCAAUCCUGACCCUAUGACAAUCCUACAGGAUACCAAACGACAGCCUAAGGUUGUGGAGCGUCUGUUGGCUCUGCCGGUGGAUUUCUGGGCCCAGUUUGUGAUGGCAGCAGAACACGAGCAGCCGAACUUGGAGCAUUUGAUCAUUGAAAAUGCAAACUGCUACGCCACCCCUGAGAGAGCUGGAGUGAGCAUACUGGGACCUCUGACCACUCCGGAGUACCAGCUCAAUAAAACCCCCUCCUCCAGCUCUCUGUCUCAGCGCAUGAAGUCCUCCCUGACACCCAGAUUUGGGUCAAAGAGCAAAUCAGCAGUGGGAUUUUCUCGCCAAGGAAAGUUCUUUUCUUCUCCGCUCCUCAAAUAAUAUCAAAGCAGCUGCAUUUAAUCCUUUAUUCUUACUGCAAUAACAGCGACUAGUUUGUUUUAUGAAUAACAUUUGUAGUCUUCCUCUGCAUUCUUAAAAAUUCUGUUUCUGAAUGUUAGUUUUUAUUGUUUUUUUUUUUUUUUGUUUUUAACAUUUGUAAAAUGGGAAUUUUUUUUUAAAAGAACUAGUUUUUUCUGUCUGUGCACACUUGUGUCUUUAGGACUGUUGCUCCUAAUAAAUGUCCAGUGUGGCA